AUGCGUGUUCCGCCGCCCAAGGCUCCAGUCGACGACAACGACCGUACUGCUAAGUUCGUACACUCGGCUACCGAGCCUGAGAUAGAAGUCUCCGUUAAGUCCGGGACAAAGCCGGAAGAUGCCCUGACCGUCACCUUUACUGGAGGUAUUCGCGCGCCUUCGCCAAACCCAUCGUUAUUGUCGGUCGAGGAUUUCGGCCUUUUGGGACGUGGAGCGGAUAUGGGCCAUGGUCGUAGACGUACUUCAAGAUCACCUGUGCCGCCAGCGAAAACUUUGAGGGAGAAGCUGAAAGCGUUCUGGCUUGAAAACCUUGGGCUUAUUCUGGUUUUGGUCUCUCAGUUGUUCGGCACUCUCAUGAAUGUAACAACACGAAUGCUAGAGGUCGAAGGGAAUAAUGGUAAAGGCUAUCAUCCGUUCCAGAUCCUGUUCGCUCGAAUGAGUAUAACAGCCGUGUGCUCGACGUGGUACAUGUGGUGGGCAAAGACGAAGGACUUCCCUUUUGGAAUUAGAGAAGUGAGAUGGUUGCUCGUCGCGAGAGGCUUGUUUGGUUUCUUCGGCGUCUUUGGCAUGUAUUACUCUCUCCUCUACCUCCCACUGGCAGACGCCACCGUUAUCACCUUCCUAGCGCCCUCCCUCGCCUGCUGGGCGUGCUCGUACCUCAUCCACGAACCUUUCACCCGCAUGGAGCAAAUCGCAGCCUACAUCUCUCUCUUCGGCGUUGUUCUCAUCGCUCGCCCCGUCACCCUCUUCACCUCCCUCCACAGCAACAUCGACCCCGUAACUCCUGCCAGCGGAGACGCGGAUGUCGAAUUCAUCCCCACGAACGGUACCGACCCUAGUCAUCGCCUUGCCUCAUCCUACGAAAAUGUAACACCAGCACAACGUGCAUCAGCAGUAGGCAUAGCCAUGCUUGGAGUUAUUGGUGCGGCAGGUGCCUAUACAACUAUUCGAUGGAUUGGAAGACGAGCUCAUCCGCUCAUAUCUGUGAACUACUUCGCAAUGUGGUGCACGCUCGUUAGCAUCGUAAUGAUGUAUGUCCUCCCGGACGUUGGUUUCCUCCUCCCACAAAGCUGGGUCGACCUCUCCUACCUUACUUUCCUCGGCGUGUGCGGCUUCAUCAUGCAAUUCCUCCUCGCUGCCGGCUUGCAAUACGAGAAAUCUUCUCGCGCGACUAACAUGGUAUACGUGCAGAUGCUGUUUGCGCUAUCAUUUGACAAGCUAGUAUUUGGGACGACGCCAAGUGCGUUGUCUAUUGUUGGGUCGUCGUUGAUUUUAGGGUCGGCGAUAUAUGUUGCUACUCACAAAGAGGAUCCGAAUAAGAAUGAGGACAGGAGGGAGAGGGCUAGUGGGGAAGAAGAGACGGGCUUGAUAGAUAUGGAGGCGGAAGGCGAGAGAAUGUCUUAUGACAACGACAACGAGAUUCAGAUGAGGACGCUGAGAUGA
Didymosphaeria variabile is the source of this 1443-nucleotide messenger RNA. RefSeq lists its product as uncharacterized. Gene Ontology annotation, cellular component: membrane. The coding region runs from base 1 to 1443 and encodes 480 amino acids. The record is from RefSeq and is a predicted model, not a curated record. The transcript has 2 exons. NCBI's taxonomy places the organism in Eukaryota, Fungi, Ascomycota, Dothideomycetes, Pleosporales, Didymosphaeriaceae.